Messenger RNA from Chroicocephalus ridibundus (black-headed gull), 4140 nucleotides. RefSeq names its product zinc finger CCCH-type and G-patch domain containing (gene ZGPAT). Gene Ontology annotation, biological process: negative regulation of transcription by RNA polymerase II. Gene Ontology annotation, cellular component: nucleus. Lineage: Eukaryota; Metazoa; Chordata; Aves; Charadriiformes; Laridae. The record is from RefSeq and is a predicted model, not a curated record. Gene Ontology annotation, molecular function: RNA polymerase II cis-regulatory region sequence-specific DNA binding; metal ion binding; DNA-binding transcription repressor activity, RNA polymerase II-specific. The coding region runs from base 430 to 2046 and encodes 538 amino acids. The transcript is spliced from 6 exons.
GGCGGCACAGUAGGGGAAGGGGGAGCCGAGGGGCCAGCGGGGCGGCCGAAGCGGGGUCAGACCGGGUGGAGAUCGGGGGGUUGCUACCGCCACCCCCGUGGCGGAGGGGUCGCGCUGCGAGAGCCCGGGCUGCGGGGGAGCGGUGCCGUGCGUGGGCCCGGUGGGCUCCAGCGGGCGCCGUGGCGGGGGAGGGCAGGGCAGGGGCUGGCCCGGCCUCUCCCCGGACCUUCUCAUCGCCUUUCGCCGCCUGGUCGCUGCAGGAGCAUCUCCUGGUUACUUCCGAGGGGAGAGGCCGGACGGCGGGGUAGAUGGUAGCUUCUGCAGAGAAGGUCUUGUUAUCCAAAAAGUUGCUCGUCUUAAGUAAACUGUUUGCAUAUGUUCUGAGUUCCCGGAGAGGACACAGUUAAACACACCUUUAUUUUGCUGAUAAUGGAUGAAGAGAGUCUGGAAGCAGCCAUUCAGACCUACAAUGCCCAGCUGCAGCAAGUGGAGCUGGCUUUAGGGGCAGGCCUGGACCCAUCGCAGCAGUCGGACUUGAUUCAGUUGCAGGAGGAUUUAAAGCAGCUGAUAGAACUCACCGAAUCCAGCCUGGUGUCUGUUAAAAAGAGCAAGCUUCUGGCUACUUUAGAUACAAAUGCUGCUUCCUCCUCCUCCCCAGUCAGUCUCCUGGAACAGGACACCAACCCGGACAGCUCUGCCCAAGAUGAGGAGUACGCUGCUUUUAAGGAAGCCAUUGCUGAGCUUGGAACCGAGGAGGAGCCUUCAGCUAAUAAGAUAGCAUCAAAGGCAGAUGAAGAAACUGCUGACAAAAAUGACUCAAAGUACAGUGAAGAGGAGGAGGAGUCUGACAGAGAGGAGGAGGAAUUGAGUGGGAUGAAGGUUAAAGCCCCCUACUACAGUUCUUGGGGGACCCUGGAGUACCACAAUGCCAUGAUUGUGGGGACAGAGGACUUAGAAGACGGCAGCGCAGGAGUUAGAGUGCUGUAUCUCUAUCCAACUCACAAGUCUCUGAAGCCAUGCCCGUUCUUCUUGGAUGACAAAUGCAGAUUUAAAGAAAACUGUCGGUUUUCGCAUGGGCAGGUGGUCUCUGUGGAAGAGCUUCAGCCGUUUCAGGAGCCCAAUCUGAGCGCGCUGGAGGUGGGCUCAGCCUGCCUGGCGAAACACAGCGAUGGGAUAUGGUACACUGCAAAAAUAACUGACAUUGACAGUGGUUACUACACUGUGAAGUUUGAUUCCCUGCUACUCAAGGAAGCUGUUGUGGAAGGAGAUAGUGUCAUUCCCCCGCUGCGAAGUGAAGAUGGUGCCGAAUCUGCCGAGUCUGAUGAAGACAGUGUUGAUGAUUCUGGUUAUGCUAAAGUGAUAGAUUCAGGAGUUCCAGAGAAUGGGGAAUGGGCUCCUGCGUGCAGUUCCUCUUUCGGUGGCUGGGAAGCCCAUACUCGUGGUAUCGGCUCCAAACUGCUUGUUCAGAUGGGAUACGAGUUUGGAAAAGGGUUAGGGAAGAAUUCUGAGGGCCGAGUGGAGCCGGUGCAGGCUGUGGUACUUCCUAAAGGGAAGUCCCUCGACCAGUGUGCUGAGGUGCUUCAGAAGAAGAAACAGGGGAAGCUGGACCCAAGCAAAUCGAGGAAAUGCCGAGCAAAGGGAAACAGCUCUGGACGGUUUCCUGCAGGCGGCCGUAAGCCUCCUCGCAAUGUGUUCGACUUUUUGAACGAGAAACUGCGAGGGAAGAGCACUGGGGAGAAGGCUGGAGGGAUGGCCAUGCCAGAGAGGAACAGCAAAGAGAUCUACCAUGCUAGCAAGAGCACCAAGAAAGCCCUGAGUGUCCGCCUCUUCCAGACUAUGGAGAAGAUUGAACAAACGCAGAAGGAUAUCGUAGGAAUCCAGCAGGCCCUGGCACGCAACAUUGGACGGCACAGCGUUGCUACAGCUCAGCUGGAGGAGAAGCUGGCUAAUGCGCACAAACAGCUGGGGCAGCUGCAGGCCCAGGAAGCCAGUCUGCAGCGGGAGCAGAAGAAAGCAGACACGCAUAAGAAGAUGACUGAGUUCUAGUCUCUGCGGAAGGCGUUUGACUGCAGUGAUUGUCCUUCUAGGCAGCCCCAGUGCUUGUGGCCUCUGAGCCUGGGGGAGCCAUCCUGCUCCUCUGGGCCUCAGGCUGCCCAGCCUGAAAACUGGGCUGAAAAGCAGCAGUUUCUACAACCAGAUGCUUCUGAGCUCUGCUGGGAGGGGGAGGAGUACACAUCCGUUCAGCCCUGAGAGCAUUCAGUAAGCCCGAGCCUUCUAUGAGGACUAAACUACAAGAAAUACGAUUCUCUGCUCUCUUGCACACUUCUUUGCUCCGUUAUCACUGCGGUAGCACCUCCAUCCAGAGUCUGUAGCUACUCGGGUGAUAACGUUGCUGGCUGCGAACCAGCUGAGGAGGGGCUCUGAACGCCCCACAUCCUGCCAUCAACUGUGGCUUGUGUUUGCAGCCAACUGACGAACGCAAGUGGAGGCAGGGUCCCGAGCGCAUUCUGGCAAAGCAGAAAAGGCUUGUGCUGGGUGAAAAAAACAACAAAGGCAAAUUGCUUCGGCUGCUCUCUACCUUCUCUUUUUUGCUCUGGGUUUUAUUUGAGAAUUCAUCUUUUUGGGGAACAGUUCCCUGUAGCCCUAGUAAAAUGAAUAAACAGAAAACUGACAGCUUGGAGGUGGGUACUAGUGGCCUCCAGCAUCAGAUUUCAUCAGUUUGACUGUAAGAGUAUCCCUAGGACAUGCUGUAGCCUAACUCAUUGACUUGGCAUGGGAAGCUGCGUGGUUCCACAAGUAGAGCGCCAAAGCUGGGGGAAUGAGAUAGCGGAGUAACGAAUUCUCAAACCUCCUAGCUAGGAGCGACUCCACAGGGAACCUUGUGAGUUUUUGUCAUCAUUACGUGAGUUUUUCUGUCCUAGGUGGCUCACCGAACACAGAUCCUUUUAUUAAAAAACCUCAAGACCCAGAUCCAGGUCAGACUGGGCCCUGAAUGAGCACAAAGAUGAGGAGGGCUGGAUGUGCUCAGUGUGCAGCCCGGUCUGCGCGCGAGCUUCAGGCUGUGCUGGAAGCAGGCCAGGCAAGCGAAGUGCCCUUCCCCGCAGUGUGGACAGUCUUUGGUCAGGAAGGAUGUCUUCUCCCCUAGAUCAGGUUCUGUGUUGGUGGCAGCCAGUCCUUGUUUCUGGUGGGACUUGUGCAUUAUCAUUGCUUUUUUUAAAAAAAAAAAAACAAAAACCAAACUUGUUUCCAAUGUCAUGCAUGGAACACAAAAUGUGUCCAUGCAAUGGACACAUUUUUUUCUUAAUUUAAGAAAUCGGUUUCCUUUUAUUCUGUGAGUCACUUUUCUAAUGAAAAGUUUUGCUCCUUUAGUACCACCUUUUUUAUCUGUUAUUAAGCAAACUUAUAAAGCUGUCGGCCUGGGCAGGGCUGCACCUACUUACGGGGUCAGGCUGCCAAACUAACCAGAAAAUCUCAGGCUGAAGGAGAUACGAUCAGAGUUGUUCAAGUCAUGUGGGAUUUAGCGUUGUUGCAGACACACCUCAGAAAACACAGAGCAACAGCAAAAGUAAACAAGAUGAACGUCUUCAGGAAACCCUUUUGGAGCGACUGUCCUGGAAAGCGCUUGGGUCCUGCUGUGAUGAGCACCGUGUAGAUGCGGAAGGUGGCGUGGGCUGCCGUGAGCACUUCAGCAUUCAUCGGUUUCUAACUAAAUUGGCCGUGCUGUCUUCAUUGUUCUGAAUUUUGUUCUCCAUGCGCUGGGCUUAACUCAAGGGUUUGACAAUGGCUGCUCAGUGCCCUUCCCUCACAAAUGACUAUUUGUUUCCCACACUCAAGUGUUGAGUGGUGACAAGGAUUAAUGUGCCCAGCUUAGCAUGGGUGCUCGCUGAAUUGGCCCGUGGCUGGUGAGCCGAGCUGGGCAGAGAAAUUUCUGGGGUUUGUUUUGUACUCUGACUCUACUUAACAUCAUCUUCUCUUUAAGAAUUGGAUGCAUUAGCCCUGUGUCUCAGCUAAGUCGUAUUUUGACCCUUCCUUGGGAUUUCCACAGCCUUACUUGUCAGACUCCUAUUCAAAUGGCUGCUGCUUCCCACCCAAGACAGUUCACGUCCCUGGUGAAUAAAGCUGGUUUUUAUUUUUUCCCUC